AUGUGGCAAAACAUUUCAAAUAAUUCCUUUACAAACUCAUGUCUUCACAGACUUGAUGAUUAUUUCCACCAUGGAAGUUCGCCAGGCUCACCACAGAUUAUUCAAAGUGACACUAUCCAAAGUGAUUUUGGAGCAAAUGCUUUAAAUAAGACAUGUUCUUUUCCAAUCAACACGCAGUUUUAUCCAGGAAGAGAUAUUGACUAUAUUAAUGCUCCGAGAGACCAAGAGAGAAUUCAUAAUAGCUACAAGAGCUUUCUAAAUAUGGACAGGGUGAUGCCCUGGAUGUCAACAAUUGAAUCAUUUAACUUACCAAACAAUAAUCAACUUUCUUCACGUCCCCAUUCACCUCCCAAUAUUAUGAAUCAAAGCCAUCAAUUUAGUCUAAAUUCGAGUUCUAGUCAAAAUCCAAGUCUGAACUCAACUCCAAAUGCAAAUAAUCAAUACCAAAAUCCUCAACAACAAAUAAUUCAGAACUACAGCCGUGUAGAUGAUUUUAAGCACUUGGAUAAAAUUAACUUAUUCACUGAAAGACAUACUCAAUUUGGACUGAAUAAUGUUUUUAAUACAUCUCCAGUUAAGAGUGAUACAUCUACAGCGACUCCCUCAUCAAUGAGGUCUAUAAUUAACGAUGGGUUUUUUAACAAUUAUCAAGAUGAUAGAAAGUCUAGCAUUCAGAGCUACUUUUCAUCAGGGGGAAGCAAUCACCAUGGAUACGGUUUAAGCAUUGGUGGAGGCAAUAACAAUGGUAUUAGUUGCAAUGGAAAUAAUGUUGCAUUUACUUCUAAUUUGGGAGGGUUAAGUUAUGGGAUAAUGGAACAUUAUCGUUCGGGAGAUGUUCCACCUUUAAGUUUUAGUUGUUUUGAUAAGAAUAGAAAUGAAGCUUACUAUACCCAAGCAAGCAAUCUUUUGAAGAUUCUGAGUCCGUCUUGGAUUCUUUGCAUUGAUAUUGCAGCCAUUUUACUUACUAAUACAGACAAUAAGAUGGCAUUAAGCAACAUUGGUCCUAAACUUUCAUGUUUCGCCAGAGAUGCUUUAAGGCAAAUUAAGCAAAAGAAACUUUCAAGAUUUAUUAAAGAACAUAGUAAUUUCUUUGAUAUAAGAAGACCUUCUCCUACACACUCUGCGUUGUAUGUUACUUUGAAAUUUCCUUUACCAAACAUUGUUCAGCAAUUUCUGCCUUCAAUAGUUCAACUCAGAAAAUAUGAAUUAGAAAGAACUCAAAUGAAUAAUCAUUUUCAAGAAAUGGGUGAAUUUUCUGAAAACGACUUGGAACAUUCUCAAAACAUUAACUCAACGGCAUCAGUAUUAUUGUCGGAAGAAAGGGUGAAUGCAACUUCAAAAGGAGGUAAUGCAUGUAAUUUGUCAGAAGAUACUGACAAUAAACUUGAAUGUACUUCAGUUUCAAAUAAACAGCAGCUUGAACAAAAUUUGACUCAAAAAAAGAACAAAGAAGAGAACUUUGGUGUAAAUGAUCAAAUUCCAAGCUCUGUUAAAUCUUAUCAAGCUUAUGAAUGUUGGUUAUGUGUCAGAGAAUUUGCAAAUGUUCUAAUUCAUCAACCAACACAUACAAUGGAAUUAAGAGAAAUUGGGGUUCUAAUGUCUCAAAAAGCAAAGAUUCAAGCUAAAAGAAAUAGUUCAAAGAAAAACUACAAAUCAUUUUUAUUGUCCUACCCAAAAUUGUUUAGGAUUUUUGGUAAAGAUGAUAAUCAUUCUAUUCAAUGGAUUGGGUCCAGCCAAGACUUCAUCAAAUUGAACUCGAUUAAAUACCACCCAUCUCAAUCGGAUGAUGAAUUAUUUAAUGUACCAACUUUAAAUCAAUCACAUUUACAAUUUUUGUUUAAUCUAAACAACAGUUCCAUGUCACUUUCGUGA
This is a messenger RNA of Cryptosporidium ubiquitum, 1872 nucleotides long. RefSeq lists its product as uncharacterized. The record is from RefSeq and is a predicted model, not a curated record. NCBI's taxonomy places the organism in Eukaryota, Apicomplexa, Conoidasida, Eucoccidiorida, Cryptosporidiidae. The transcript has a single exon. The coding region runs from base 1 to 1872 and encodes 623 amino acids.